UUGGGCCGGUUGUGCCGUUGCGAGGCUGCAGCUGCGAUCGCUGCGGUGGGCCCAGAAUUGUAUCCUGACUUUGUACAUUGGAGAAGCCAGCAGCAUUGCCCGUGUUUGUUUGAGGUGUAAUUGAAAAGUGACUGAUCCUUUCUUCAGAGAUGUCAAAAACAAACAAAUCCAAGUCUGGAUCUCGUUCUUCUCGCUCAAGAUCUGCAUCAAGAUCUCGUUCUCGUUCAUUUUUGAAGUCUCGAUCCCGAAGUCGAUCUGUCUCUUGUUCAAGGAAGCGAAAGCUGAGUUCUAGGUCUCGUUCCAGAUCAUAUUCUCCUGCUCAUAACAGAGAGAGGAAUCACCCAAGAGUAUAUCAGAAUCGGGAUUUCCGAGGUCCCAACAGAGGCUAUAGAAGGCCCUAUUAUUUCCAUGGGCGCAACAGAGGUUUUUAUCCAUGGGGCCAGUACAACCGAGGAGGCUAUGGAAACUACCACUCAAAUUGGCAGAAUUAUCGGCAGGCAUACAGUCCUCGACGGGGCCGGUCCCGAUCCCGGUCCCCAAAGAGAAGGUCUCCUUCACCAAGAUCUAGGAGCCAUUCUAGAAACUCCAAUAAGUCUUCCUCUGACAGGUCAAGGCGCUCCUCAUCCUCUCGUUCUUCCUCCAACCACAGCCGAGUUGAAUCUUCCAAGCGCAAGUCUGCAAAGGAGAAAAAGUCCUUUUCCAAGGAUAGCCGUCCAUCUCAGUCUGCUGGAGAUAACCAAGGAGAAGAGGCCAAGGAGCAGUCAUUCUCUGGAGGCACCUCUCAAGAUACAAAAGCAUCUGAGAGCUCGAAGCCAUGGGCAGAUGCCAGCACAUACAGUGCUGGUUCUGCAUCACGGGCAUUGGCAGUUUCUGAGCUAAGUCCCCGGGAGCGGAGCCCUGCUCUUAAAAGCCCCCUCCAGUCUGUGGUAGUGAGGCGGCGGUCUCCCCGUCCUAGCCCUGUGCAAAAGCCUAGACCUCCACUUUCCAGCUCAUCCCAGAUGGGCUCAGGUCUGAAGAGUGGUUCUGGGUACCAAGCUGGGACACACCAAGGUCAAUUUGACCAUGGCUCUGGGUCCUUGAGUCCAUCCAAGAAGAGCCCUGUGGGUAAGAGUCCACCGGCCACUGGCUCCACAUAUGGCUCGUCUCAGAAGGAGGAGGCUGCUUCAGGAGGAGCAGCCUAUACAAAGAGGUAUCUAGGUGAGCAGAAGACAGAGAAUGGAAAAGAUAAGGAACAGAAACAAACAAAUACGGAUAAAGAGAAAAUGAAAGAGAAAGGGAGCUUCUCUGACACAGGAUUGAGUGAUUCGAAAAUAAAAUCUGAUAUGUUUGCUCCCAAAACUGAUUCUGAGAAGCCUUUUCGGGGUAGCCAGUCUCCUAAAAGAUAUAAGCUCUGAGAUGACUUUGAGAAGAUGGCUGAUUUCCACAAGGAGGACAUGGAUGAUCAAGAUAAGGACAAAGACAAAGGAAGGAAGGAAUCUGAGUUUGAUGAUGAACCCAAAUUUAUGUUGAAAGUCAUAGCCGGUGCAAACAAAAACCAGGAGGAUGAGAAGUCAGGCAAAUGGGAAGUGUAUGCACCUCCAGGGAAGGAAAAGCAAAGGAAAACAGAGGAGCUGGAGGAGGAGUCUUUCUCGGAGAGAUCCAAAAAGGAGGAUCGGGGAGGACUCAAGAGAACCGAAAGUGGGCACAGGGGGUUUGUGCCUGAAAAGAAUUUCCGAGUGACUGCUUACAAAGCGGUCCAGGAGAAAAGCUCAUCACCUCCCCCAAGAAAGACCUCUGAGAGCCGGGAGAAGCUAGGAGCCAAAGGAGACUUUUCCACAGGGAAGUCUUCCUUCUCUAUUACUCGAGAGGCCCAGGUCAAUGUCCGGAUGGACUCUUUUGAUGAGGACCUUGCAAGACCCAGUGGAUUACUGGCUCAGGAGCGCAAGCUUUGUCGGGAUCUAGUUCAUAGCAACAAAAAGGAGCAAGAAUUUCGUUCCAUUUUCCAGCACAUACAGUCAGCUCAGUCUCAGCGGAGCCCCUCGGAACUGUUUGCCCAGCACAUUGUGACCAUUGUUCACCACGUUAAAGAACAUCACUUUGGGUCCUCAGGAAUGACAUUGCAUGAACGCUUUACUAAAUACCUAAAGAGAGGAACUGAGCAAGAGGCAGCUAAGAACAAGAAAAGCCCAGAGAUACACAGGAGGAUAGACAUUUCCCCCAGUACAUUCAGGAAACAUGGAUUGGCUCAUGAUGAAAUGAAAAGUCCCCGGGAACCUGGCUACAAGGCUGAGGGAAAAUACAAAGAUGAUCCUGUUGAUCUCCGCCUUGAUAUUGAACGUCGUAAAAAACAUAAGGAGAGAGAUCUUAAACGAGAGCACCGGAGAACACGAGACCGGUCCAGGUCAUCAUCCUCUUCCUCCCAGUCAUCCCACUCCUACAAAGCGGAGGAGUACACUGAAGAAACGGAGGAGAGAGAGGAGAGCACCACCGGCUUUGACAAAUCAAGACUGGGGACCAAAGACUUUGUGGGUCCAAAUGAAAGAGGAGGCAGAGCUCGAGGGACCUUUCAAUUUCGAGCCAGAGGUAGAGGCUGGGGCAGAGGCAGCUACUCUGGUAACAACAACAAUAGCAGCAACAAUGAUUUUCCAAAGAGAAGCCGGGGAGAGGAGUGGGACCCCGAGUACACGCCCAAGAGCAAGAAGUAUUACCUGCAUGACGACCGCGAAGGCGAAGGCAGUGAGAAGUGGGGCGGCCGGGGCCGGGGCCGAGGAGCCUUUCCCCGAGGUCGAGGCAGGUUCAUGUUCCGGAAAUCCAGCACCAGCCCCAAAUGCCAUGACAAGUUCAGUGGGGAAGAAGGGGAGAUGGAAGACGACGAGAGUGGGACAGAGAACCGAGAAGAGAAGGACAAUUUACAACCCACCACUGAGUAGGGGCCGAUCCGAUGGGAGCUCCUACCCAGGGGGGGACAGGCGCUAGGAAAUGGCUGGUGAAGAACUAAACAGAAGAGCCCCAAGAAGAGUCUGAAAAUCCCCCCACCAGCCAUGCAGAAUGCUACUGUAGCUGAAAGCAUC
Molecule: messenger RNA, 3050 nt
Organism: Eptesicus fuscus (big brown bat)
Lineage: Eukaryota; Metazoa; Chordata; Mammalia; Chiroptera; Vespertilionidae
Product: thyroid hormone receptor-associated protein 3-like
Biological process (GO): positive regulation of transcription by RNA polymerase II
Cellular component (GO): mediator complex
Molecular function (GO): DNA binding; transcription coregulator activity
Source: RefSeq, a predicted model, not a curated record